AAGCCGAGACCAUCGAACACUUGCUUCAAAAACGACCAAGAAAUGGAUUCGAACGCCUUGCGGAGGUCGAUUUUGAUAAUACACCUAGGGGAGAUCUGUUUCCUCAAGUAGAAAGCCCAACCUUGAUUGACUUGUGCAUCGUCGUCAUUGGUGGCCCUCUUUUGUUUGUCAUCAGCUACAAUUCUACUCUUACCAUUUCCAAUUUCAUGCCAGAGAAAAACAGCGAUUCAGGAAAACCAGGUUCGCUCAUAUUCAAUCUUUUCUAUCUACUCUGUACCAUUCCCCAGUCAACUUCUGCGAAUUCUUCUAUCAAAAUCUAGCCUCAUUUAUUGUGAACAGUAAAAUCUCUCCUGGUGCUUAUUUGAAAUCUAAGGAAAAUUGAACCCAUUUAACAAUGUGCCCAAGCCGUACUAUGUGUUGACAAGUAGUAAGGUGCCUAAUCAAUGGCAGAGUAUGUUGCCAUUCCAGUCGAUGUCAAGCUGCCAGCAUGUAGGCGUGUCUUUAUGGCCAGGACUUCACAUCUCCCACUCAGAAGGUGUUAUGGCUUGAGUGCUGUAGCCAAUGCUAAUGGUGCAAGUAUUGCUGAAUGGGUUCCAUACGUGGACCAAGUGCUUAUUUUAGCAAGUAUAACCCUUACUUAUAUGGCUGGAGUAAUUUCCAUGGAGAAAUCACAAUAUAAUGCUAAAAAAAGCAUUCCCCUAAUUGAUGUGAUCCCUGGAAACUCUUCCCCUGGUAGUGCAGUUUCAAGUGAUGAUGAAGUUCCAUUACAGUUUGCCUGGGAUGUUGUGAGUGGCAAGCUAAUAGAGGCCUUAUCUGCUAUCGAGAAAGGGGAAAAUUUUGUUGAUAGAAUUGGCGAAUUGGAACAAAAUUCUACAAAGCAAGCUUCAAGUUUGAGUGCUAUAGCUGAAGGUCCCAGGAUAAGGUUGCUGUGUGCAUCUCUAAAGUGGCUCAACAAAGAGAUAGCAAAUACUGCAAGCGCUGAAACAAAUUCUGCAAAUGAUUUAUUGUCUGUCUUCGCUAAAAUUAUUGAAAACUGCUGCCAACCACUUUGCAUGGCAUGGCUAGAAGAGGAGCUUUGCGUCAUCUCCCGGAAACAUGACAAGGCAUGCAAUAUAUGUAGUAACAUUGGAUCAAAAUACACUCUUAAAGAGUUCUUUUCAUUGGCCGAGAAAAAGUUAACUGGAUAUGACAACAUAACACAAAAUAUCAGAAAAUCAGGCAAGGAAUAUCUGUAUGCGGAGUUGGUUUAUGCCCUUGGAUUUGGUUCUACCAGGAAGGGUGGCUAUUACAAUGGUAGCUUGUUUAUCCAGAAUGGAGUGGCUAUAUUAGAAGAUUUGCUUAUCACACUAGCAGACGGCAUUGCGAGCAUGUAUUUAGAGCUUAUAUCCGUUGACAGUAGCUUGUGUAAUGAAAUGAACAACCUGGGCUUGAGUUUGUGUACCCUGUCGACAAGAGCGCUUCAGAGAUUGCGCAAUGAGGCAUGACUUUUCUUCUUUUUUCGGUGUUGUCCUUACCUUUUCUUCCACCUUUUCUUUUUCCCUUAAUUUAUUUGGUGUGAAAUAUGCAUGUGUAAAUGCCGAUUUUGUGAACCUUGGUUUUGAACAAUUAUUUGAACAUAAAUUACAUUCUGGAUCCUAUUUCUACUAGACAAGAGGCGUAUUAAGUAUGAGUGACAUGAAAUGGCUGCUUGAUCUACUGAAUCCAUAUAAAUUUACUUCAAUGCAGUUCUUUUAAUGGGUUGUUUAACCUCCUGAUUGAGCAAAGAAAAUUAUGUGGAGCAUGCAAUUCUUUAUUUGGCAUCAAAUUUUGAAUAUUGUCCAUUAUCUCUUGGUGACAUCAUUCCUGUAAAAUUGCCACCUCAGUGCACACAUUUGCUUUUACUAUUAAUAUUCUGCUCGGUUCUGCAACUUGCUUCAAGCAGGAGACUUGGAAUUGAAGAUGCUGUAGUAAACCUAUUCAAUUGGAUUUAUUUUAUUUUAUUUAUUCUACUUCGACUUAUUAUUAUUUACAGGCAGCGUUACAACAAUGGUUGCAUCAGAACAUGGCAGCAGUGGUGUCCAUGUACGAAGAUCGGUUUGACCUUUGCACGCUUGAAAGGCGAAUAUUUGAGGAAUCUAACAGCAGUGAGGCCAAUAAUCUUGGUUGGUGGAAGAGGCUUGUUGUCAGGAGAUCAGGACACGUCUCACCAUCGUUGAGUUUUGUUGUGAUCACCCAUGUCUCUGUAUCUGUUAAGAGAACCAAGGAGUUAAGGAUCUUGACUGGGUGGAGGUACUAUUUCAGUCUAUUCCUGGAACUGGCUGACAUCACAAUGCCAUUUGUAAAAGCAGUCAUUGCUAAAGUGAGUGAUGCCAUCUCAUUUUUCCUAGUCUGUUUGAUUGGCCGGUCUUUGGGACUAAUCUACUCUGGAAUUCGCAAUUCCUUAAGCAGAAAGUAACAUUUUAAUAAAUACCAUAGCGCGUCUUUGAGUUUCAUUUCAAUCUUUUUCUGCCUGAUUAUUUUUGAAAAUUAACAUUAUGCAGGCAAGUUUUUUCUUUUCCCAUUUAUAUUAGCCUUGGAGUGGAACUGUAUUUUUAUGUCCCGAUAUCUUAUUUGAUUUCCAAGUGUAGAAGAUUAUUGGGAGACCGUGUUUAUGAACUAUUGUUAUCAUCCAUUGUCCUGAGCUAUCUUAUCUCACGUUUCCAGCCAGAGACAAUCUAGUUAUAUUACUAUUAUAGUGACUGGUGAGAAUAAAAAGUAAUUAUUGGCCACAAAAUAGAAAUCAAGGUGGCGAGCAUAUAUAAUUACAAAGGCAAAAAUAGCCUUUUUCACCCCCACGGAAGAUGUUAAGUUUUUCACACCCAAGUUAAUUUGGUGUUAAGAUAUUGUGCGAUGA
Molecule: messenger RNA, 2872 nt
Organism: Striga asiatica
Lineage: Eukaryota; Viridiplantae; Streptophyta; Magnoliopsida; Lamiales; Orobanchaceae
Source: the annotation of a GenBank genome assembly